UACGUCGUCCGCCUCACGCGCGCUGCCUCCGCGCGCGCCGACUUGCGCGUUGCCUACUCCUUGUGCUGCUAGGCGUCGCGCGUCUUGCCUUGCACGCGCGCGCGCACCGCCAUGCUCACCUAGUCCUUCGGUGACUAGGUCUCGCGCGCCUGCUGCGCCACUCCUAUUCCUUGUAGGACCAUGCUUCGAGCCCAUAUCCACUAUUCCUAUUGCUACUAGGAAUAUGCUCCCGGUUACGUUUCCUGAUGUUCCGAGGAUUACUCCAGUCACCAAACUUUCACGCGCAUUUCGUCACUCAGCUGCUUUUCCUAUUCCUGCAGGGUUUA
Striga hermonthica is the source of this 326-nucleotide messenger RNA. The record is from the annotation of a GenBank genome assembly. NCBI's taxonomy places the organism in Eukaryota, Viridiplantae, Streptophyta, Magnoliopsida, Lamiales, Orobanchaceae.